Molecule: messenger RNA, 1374 nt
Organism: Terrapene triunguis (Three-toed box turtle)
Lineage: Eukaryota; Metazoa; Chordata; Testudines; Emydidae
Product: B-cell scaffold protein with ankyrin repeats-like
Exons: 9
Coding region: 97-1374 (425 amino acids)
Biological process (GO): negative regulation of B cell activation; negative regulation of phosphatidylinositol 3-kinase/protein kinase B signal transduction; B cell activation
Molecular function (GO): protein tyrosine kinase binding; signaling receptor binding
Source: RefSeq, a predicted model, not a curated record
UGCUCGGGCCGGAGCGACCCUGCCGGCUGCGCUCGCCCCCGGGCUCCACCUGCCCCGCGGAGAGGGAGGCAACGGGCCGCGCCCAGCAGGGGGACGAUGACGAGACCCUCAGAAAAUACAAAGGACAUUCUGGUGAUUUAUGAAGAAGAGGCAGAAGAAUGGGCUCUGUAUUUAAAAUCGCUUUUCAAACACAUUAUAAAGGAAGAAGGAAUCUUACUUUACAACCUAGAGACUUUAUCUUUUCAGCAUCUGGGGUCACACUCUCUAUCCUGUUAUAGAUGUAAACUGCUCAUACUAUCAAAUGGACUUCUAAAAUGCCUGGAUCAAAAGAGAAGAUAUUUCUUGGACAGGGUCCUUGAGCCUCCAGGUAGGGUAGUGAUUCUACUUUGUGGGGUGGAGAACUCAGACGUUCUACAUGAGAUACUGACCUUAGACCAAAGAAGCCAAGAGAUCUCCACCGAUCAGGAUCCCGAGGAAUAUCUCUCCAUUGUUGCUGGUGUUAUUCAACAAGAUGAACCACAGAAUGAAGAAGCCGAGGAGUCACUGUCUUGCAUCUAUGAAACAGUUCUUGCAGAUGAUUACCGAGAUCACUCUGAAGUUAACUUGCAGUUGGAUGAAGGAGGAGUAUCAGUGAAAACAGAUGUGAGUUUGGAAACUGAGGUAGUUUCUGAAACGUUGGAAACUAUAAGACCAUCAGUAUUGGUGCUACCAGAAAGGAUAUCAUGUGAGAACCCUGGUGAAAUAUUCAUUCUUUUGAGAGAUGAAAUAACUGAAACUGUAGAAAUUGAAUUCAUAACAGACAAUCAACGAAUUAGGACACAGCCAGCCUUUUGGAAUCAGAAGGUCAGAUGCAUGAAAGCUUUAGAUUUUCCUGCUGGCCCUGUAAAUGUAAAUGUCUACUGUGGGGGAGUCAUUAAGGCCGUGACACAGAUUGAAUACUACACAGCAGUAGAGGAGAUUGAACGCAUAUUUAAAAAAGUGGCUGAUCCAAUAGCUUUUGCUUGUCAGGCUUUCAAGUUUUCUUCUGUGGAGAAGCUUGACAGUACUCUGACCUUCUUAGUGAAAAGCAAGGAGUCUGCUUAUGAAUUCAGCGCUUUCCCGAAUGAAGUGCACCAUCAACAAGCUAAUUCCUAUUGGGAAGAGCUUCCUACACUUCUACACUGUGCAGCUAAAUUUGGAUUAAAGAACCUUGCUACUCUUCUACUCCAGUGUCCUGAGGCAAGUCAGGCUUGCAGAAUAGCCAACAAACAUGGAGAGAAACCAGCACAUAUUGCUGGAAAGCACGGGCACAACGAACUCCAAAAAAUCAUCCAAGAAUUGUCAGUGGUUAUAGUCAUUGUCCCUAAAAAGGCUUUCUUUAACAGCCUGAAAUGA